CUCCCACAGCGGGAUCUCCGCGCGCCUUGGCUGAUUUCCCGCCAUUCCCGCCCUGUGUUGCACAGCAGUGCGCGAGGAGCUUGUUUCCCUGAGGAAAGCGGGGUCUCAGAGGUCCAGCAGGAGAACUGACUGAAAUGUCAGCUCAGGAUGAUGUCGACAGACGUGGAAGCUGAUAAUAGUGUGGAGGACACCGCGCUGAACAGGCCCAAUGAUGAUGCGGAAACCCCGGCCAGCCUCGAUACCAUAGAGGAGCAAAGGCCAGUGAAACAGUCCCUGAGCGCAUCUAUGCGUCGUGAGACACACUGGCGCUGUCUCCUCCUCUCCUUGCUCAUGUACAGCUGCCUGGGUGCUGUGGCCUGGUGCCAGUUCACUCGUGUCACCAAGCUGAGCUUUGAUUCGUCUAGUACCUCAUCCUUGACUGCCCCUGCAAAAACUCUGCGAGGUGGAAGAGGGCGCUCCAUGAUAUAUCAUGACAGCCCCUGCUCUGACGGCUACUUCUACAUCCCACUUACGUUUCUGCUAAUGCUCUAUGCAGUCUACCUGAUGGAGUGCUGGCACUGCCGUGCCCGCAGUGAGCUCCAGUACAAGGCCAAUGUAGACAGUGUCUAUGAAAGGGUGGUACGCAUGCGUGAGGCUAGGCCAUGUGUGUGGUGGAAAGCCAUUGGAUACCAUUUUGUACGGAGGACACGGCAAGUCACACGCUAUCGGAAUGGAGACGCCUACACCACUACGCAGGUCUACCAUGAGCGUGUCAAUACACACAUGGUGGAAGGUGAGUUUGACUACAGCCGUUGCGGAAUGAAGGACAUCUCACGGGACCUACGUGGCCUGGAGAGUCAUCCAGCUACAAGGUUACGCUUCACCAAGUGCUUCAGUUUUGCAGGGCCAGGAUCUGAGAACGCCUAUCUCAACCAACGGUCCAGAUUUUUCUCAGAGGUCGAGGGCUUGGACGACUACAUGGAGGCACGGGAAGGCAUGCAGCUGAAAAAUGUUGAUUUCAGAGAACACCUUAUAGCUUAUGUGGAUCCUGAUCAGCUACCCUGGUACUCUUCUCAGGUCGCCUUUUGGCUGGCUGCCGUCCUCAUGUUAUCCUGGCCACUGCGGGUUUGGAUAGAGUAUCGGACAGCCUACGUACACUACCAAGUAGAAAAGCUCUUUGGGCUGGAGUACAGUAACAGCAGCCCAUCUUCAGAUGAACUUCCAUCUACAAGGAAUAGUCAUUGCAGUAUCCCAAGAGGGGAAAUGGUAGACAGCACAGAGCUGGAAUGGCAUAUUCGCUCGAACCGCCAGCUUAUCCCUAGCUACUCUGAAGCCAUGCUGAUGAACUUGGGGAACUCUAGGCCUGGACAAGGUGACAUCAGAGCAUCAAAUGUCUUCCUAUUAGAUGAUUCCCUAACCCAGAGCUAUGGCACCAUGCUACAAGACUGUGAUCGUUGCUGCCAGCUUGAAGGAACGCGUCGGGCCACCAUCAGCUCCAGCUGCUCCUCCAUCUUCUCCCGGCACACUUUCCAUUCAUGCGUGUCUCAAGACACCUCCCGCUUUUCACUGUGCCGAAUGUACGGAUCUAGGCGCACAGUGGGGCUGUGGAGGAGCCAUAGCAGCACACUGACUGAACGCUGCUGCCUGGAUGAACAGUGCUGCAGGUCGUACUCCAGCCAACUAGCACUUAAUAAUAGCCCUCCCAAUUACCAGGAUGCCCGCUUCUUCCCUGUCCUUAUAGUGCACAGGUCCGAGGGAUGCGGAGAUCCUUCAGAAGUGAGGAGAUACUAUGUCCGUAGAGGUUCUCUCUGUUUGGAGACUUCCCUUUAGAACUGUAUGCAUCCUGGUUUUACUGAUCAAAUAUGGUGAUCUGAAAGAGCGCAUAAUGACUUUCUGAAUUAUUGCCUUAGUAGAACUGGGAAGGAAAUAUGCAAUGCCGGUCUGUUUACUGAAUGUGAUUAUAACCCAAGUGCUUGAUGUGAAUGAUAAACUGACUAAAAGCCUUAAACUAUUUUAAAUAUAUGUGUAUAUCAAAUUUUGCAUCACAAAUUAUGUACAGGUUGAUUGGAGUAGCUUGGAAAAGGACUUCAUACCCAUUACUGGCACAUCAUCUGCAGUGGAAAAUCAUCACAUUUGAAGUCUAUAAAGUCAUCCAAGAAGAAUUGAGUGAAAAUAUAUUGAAAGAAUGACUGUAUAUUUAAAAGAAAUGUUAUGCAUUGACCAGAUACAUCAAAGGUUCAGUUUUCACACUCAUUUCACAUUUAGGUCAAAUUAAUCUGCCCUACAUCAUUUAACUUCCAUACAUUUGUAGUGUUUCCUGUGCAGAAAACAAAUAGUCAAAUAAAUAUUGAUGAAAGGAAAUAUUGGAUAACCAAACAAAACAAUAAUUGAGAAUUCCAUUAGUGAUGCACCGAUGUGAAACUUCCAGGCCUUAACUGAAGCCAAAAUGCAGGAUGUUGCAAAAAUUAUUUUUAUUUAUAUUGUUUUUAUUUUAGUGCAAUAUAUGUCCAAGAUACAAAGAUGUAAUACCCUGAAAUUAUUUAUGUAUAUAUAUUUACUUAAAUAUUUACAUAUAUAUGUAAUAUCCUGUUUUGGUAUAUUUCAUACCCAAUUUUAAUAUGAAUAUGAAAUAUGUAAUAUGCAAAUGAAAAAAGAAAUAACAUUUUCAUAUGAGUGAUGAUUAAAAAAUAUAACUGACACCUGAUUUUCAAAGGUUCAAAGCAAUAUUUCAAAAACUGCAUUAUAAGGGUUUUUAAAAAAAACAAAAACAACAACAAACAAACAAACAAAAAACACUUGUUAGACUUUCUUUACAUUUCAACCAAUAAAACUGAUACUCUAAGAAAAAACUGAAAAAGUCUACUUUCUGUGACUGUCCCAGGCUCUGUAAUCAGGAGCUCAGAAAUCACAUUAAGACUGAAUGUGCUGACCAGUAGCACUUGGUGUUCUUGCAUGCCUGACUGUC
Messenger RNA from Ictalurus punctatus (channel catfish), 2944 nucleotides. RefSeq names its product transmembrane protein 151B. Bases 148 to 1809 code for a protein of 553 amino acids. The record is from RefSeq and is a predicted model, not a curated record. NCBI's taxonomy places the organism in Eukaryota, Metazoa, Chordata, Actinopteri, Siluriformes, Ictaluridae. The transcript has 2 exons.